AUGAAAGAAAGAUCAAGAGCAAAUGCUAUAUCCUUUGCGAAUGUGACUUUUAAACUCAAAAUGAACUAAGAGUAGUUCCAAGAAGAUUAUCCAAAAGUGCAAGAAAGUCGUAAAUAAAAUGAAUUGUAUUUCUAGUUUAUAUAAUUCUGAAAUUGAGUGAAGCAGAUGCUGAUCAGAUUGAUACUGGAAAGACUUUUGAAAUGCAGUUAAAUGAAGAAAGUAAAGAAUCCUGCAUUUACUAAUCAACUAUACGACUCUAGCAACAAAGCAAAUAUAUAUAUCAAUAUUUUCGAAAGACAAACGAUAAAACUAUCUAUGAAAAAGAUUUUAGAGGCUUUAAAUUUGUCUCUGAUGAACCUUAAGAAGUAGAUGAGUGGAAUAAAUAAUGGUGUAGAUAUAAUUUCAUUUAUUCUGGUCAAAAUUUAAGCAUCUUUUCAGGUUAUUAGGCUUAUGUAAAGGAACAUAAUUAGACCAAUAUGAUUAGACUAGAGCAAAUUUCUAGUAAUAGGAUGAGUUGUAAAGAAAUCAUAGAUUUGAAUACGAAUCCAAAAAAUAGAUAAUUGUGUUUUAUCUAAAUUCAAUUAGAAUUGGAUUAUUAACCAAGAAUUAUAAACUCGAUUUAUAACUCAUCCAAUUUAGAUGGAGAAAAGUAAAUCAUAGAUGAAUCCUUGGCAAUAACUGAUCUUACGAAAAUUAAAAACUUUAGAUCGAAUCUAAUCUCUGUUGAAUUUAAAGAAAUAGACAGUAAAAUAAGAAAAAGAAUGGAAAAUUAUUCAAGACUUUUUAAUGAGGUGAAAAGAUUGAAACAGGAGUUGUAAUAUUUAAAAAAUUAAAUUGGAAAUAAAUAGGAUUUGCAAUAAUUAUAAAAUGAUUAUGAAAAUAAACUAAAGGAAUAAGAGUCUCAAAAUGAAAUUGAUAGAAUAAAAUAAGAAUAAGAUAAAUAAUAGGAAAUUCUUGAGUUAAAAAUACAGCACUAAAAGGAAAUGAAAGAAAUUAUAACUGAUAAUCAGGAUAAAUUUGGUCAAUUGAUAAAAUAGAAAUAAAAUGAGUUUGAUGAUUUCAAAAAUUAUUCAGAAAAGAUCAUUUAAAAAUAUAUAGAAUAAUAUAAUAAUGCUCAUCAAAAGAUUAUGGAAUUGGAAUUUAACAAGGUUAACUUCUCUUCUGAAGAGAUUACAAUUCAAGCAGAAGAUGUCAAUCAAUUGUCUGAAGAAGAAUAAAAUAAUCUUCAAGAACUUCAGAAGCGAUUGAAAAUUUAUGAAUCUAAAGUUAUUGAAAUGAAGGAAGAAAACGAGUGUAUUAAGGAAAAAUUAGAAAAAAACAAUCUUCAAAUAAAGGAAAAAUGCAUGAGUUCCAUAGUUGAAUUGUAAAAAUGUAAGGAAUUAUUAGAAACAUGCCAAAACGAGUAUAAAGAAAAGCAAAUAGAAGUAAAUAUUAGUUAAGAAAAAUAAAAUCGAUAUUAAUAAACAUUAAAAGAUUUCAAACGAAAAUUGGAAAAAUAAGAAAAUGAAUUAAUCACUUAUUAGAAGGCAUUGGAAGAUUUAGACAGAAAAUAUAAAGAAGAAUAAGAAAAAAAUAUCAUUUAGAAAAAUGAAUAUCAAUAAAAAACCAAAGACUUGAAAAAAGAAUACGAUGUAGCAAUUCGCGAUUUAUAAGAAUAAAAUCGACGAAAACUAAAUUAAUAAAAUGAAGAAUGUAAAAAAUUAGAAGAAUAAAAAAAUUAAUUAGAGAGAACCAAUUUGAGUUAAAUCAUUGACUAAGAAGCAAAGCAAAAAUAUAAAAGAAUUAUAAAUGAAAUACCUCCUUAAAAUUAAUUUUACAAAAAUUGUAUCAGAUUUAUCCUCCUCAAGAAAAAUCCCAGACAAAAGCCAAUAUCGGUUGCUUAUUAAGAAUUUAAAUAAAUAAUUUAAGAAAUAUCAACGCAUUUAAAUUAAUUAUAAGAAUAUAAAAUUAAAAAUCUUAAAGAUUUAGGAGUUUAAAUCAUUUCAGAUAUAUAGAACAUCUAUUUUAAUUCAGAUGCUUUUGAAAAUUUACUUAAUGAGAACUUUAAGAAAUAAAUUUGCAAAUUAACCUUGAUAUUAAAUAAAAUUAAUGAAGAUGAAUGCAUUAUCAGCUAAGAAUUAAAAGAUAAUUAAAAUAUCAUUGAUUUAGAACAACUAACUAAUUAACUUUCGGAAUAUCUUACAGUUCUAAUGAAAUAGUAAUAAGAAAAAAAAAAAUAUUUAGUUUAGAAAAAAUAAAAUAAAUGGUUCGAUAAAAUAAAUUUACUGCCAGCAUUUGUUAUACUCAUAAUGAUAGUUUUCUUUUAUUAUCAAAACCUGCUAAUAUGA
Molecule: messenger RNA, 2327 nt
Organism: Paramecium octaurelia
Lineage: Eukaryota; Ciliophora; Oligohymenophorea; Peniculida; Parameciidae
Source: the annotation of a GenBank genome assembly